ACAUCGUUCACUUCCUGACAGCUGAAAAACAACAGCAGAAACCCACCUUUGCUCGUGUGUUCCCUUCUUUUUAUUUGUGAUAUUUAGAUUUUUUGGACCCGUGUUCACCUGUUACUCGCUCCCGAGGGUCCACUCGUGUGUCUCCAUGCGAGCUGCCGUGUGCGUGACCGUGCUUGUGUGGCUGCUGAUCGAUGCGCGUCAGUUCAGUGAGGAGGAUAUGUCUGCAGUCAGACAGCGCAUCAAAUCCAUGUUCUACCAUGCCUACAACAGUUACCUUGACAACGCUUUCCCUUACGACGAGCUCCGCCCCCUCACCUGUGACGGACAGGACACCUGGGGCAGUUUCUCUCUCACUCUCAUUGAUGCUCUCGACACUCUGCUGGUUUUGGGAAACCAAACAGAGUUUCAGCGUGUGGCGUCGCUCCUCCAAGACACCAUGGACUUUGACAUCGACGUCAACGCCUCCGUGUUCGAAACCAAUAUCAGAGUGGUGGGGGGUCUUCUGUCGGCUCACCUGUUGGCAGGUCGGGCCGGCAUGCAGCUGGAGCCCGGUUGGCCGUGUUCAGGACCGCUGCUGAGGAUGGCCGAGGACGCUGCACGGAAACUGUUACCUGCGUUCCAGACUCCCACCGGCAUGCCGUACGGCACGGUGAACCUGCUGAAGGGCGUCAGUCCCACCGAGACACCCGUCACUUGCACCGCCGGCGUGGGAACCUUCAUCCUGGAGUUCGCCACGCUGAGCCGACUAACAGGAGACGCAACGUUUGAGGACGCAGCCCGAGAAGCCCUGAGGGCCCUGUGGAAGACCAGAUCUGACAUCGGCCUGGUGGGGAACCACAUUGACAUCCUGUCUAAGAAGUGGGUGGCUCAGGACGCUGGUAUCGGAGCGGGGGUGGACUCCUACUUUGAGUACCUGGUGAAAGGAGCCAUCAUGCUGCAGGACGAGGAGCUGCUCAACAUGUUCCUGGAGUACGAUCGAGCCAUUCAGAACUACACCCGGUUUGAUGACUGGUACCUGUGGGUCCAGAUGCACAAAGGGACCGUCACCAUGCCCGUGUUCCAGUCUCUGGAGGCCUUCUGGCCCGGCCUGCAGUCUCUCCUGGGGAACCUGGACAGUGCAGUGAGAACUUUCCAGAACUAUUACUCCGUGUGGAGGCAGUUUGGAGGUCUGCCGGAGUUUUACAGCAUCCCAGGUUACACUGUGGACAAGAGAGAGGGAUACCCACUGAGACCAGAGUUGAUAGAGAGCGCCAUGUACCUGUUCAGGGCUACAGGCGACCACACCUACCUCCAGCUGGGCCUCGACGCUCUGGAGUCCAUCGAGAAGAUCACCAGGACGCCCUGCGGAUACGCCAGCGUGAAAGACCUGCGGGAUCACCAGCUGGACAACAGGAUGGAGUCUUUCUUUCUCGCUGAAACCGUCAAGUACCUCUACCUGCUCUUUGACCCCACCCACUUCCUGCACGGUGGGGCAGCGGAGGGGGACGGGACCUGGGAGGAGGGAGGCGAGGACGGGCAGUGUGUUUUAGGGGCUGGGGGGUUCAUCUUCAACACCGAGGCCCACCCUCUGGACCCGGCGGCGCUGUACUGCUGCAGCCGCCACCGCCAGGAACGACAGGAGCUCAGAGACAUCCUGCUCAGCCUGACGCAGCCCGAAGAGAAGAAGUCCAAAUCAAAGCCCACCGCCAAACAGACUGAAGACCCUCCCCACAGACAAUCGGAGAGUAUUGCUUUAAAACCAGGCGAGAAGAAGACCCCCCCGCUGCUGUCCUGCCCCGUUCAGCCGUUCAGCGCCCGGCUGUCCAUACUGGGACAAGUUUUCACUGAUAACACCUGACACUCACCUGGAUCACAUGAACACCUGUAACACCUGAUCAGCGGGCCUCUUGCUUCUACUGAUUUUUAUGCUAUACUGUGAGAAUGUGUUUCUACAACAUGUCAGCUUCAGGGGACCCGAGACGACAACAUUCCCUGUGGUGUUUGAUUACUGGUCUUAUGAGGAGCCAGUAGAGUGGUGCAGGAAUGAGUCCUUAAACCAGGAAAUAAGUCGGCAUUUUAGCUCUUCUGGUUCCCUCUGUCAAUGCACUGAAGAAACAUUGACUUUAAUUAAAUGUAUUAUUUCACAUGACUUUAAUAGGUUAGUUGAAAGCAAUAAUAUCAAGUUGAAAUAAAAAACGAUCAGGUUAAUAUUAUUGCUUUGAGAUAACCUAACACAGUUAUGUGAGAUGUGUGGGGUCCACGUUUCAGUUUC
Molecule: messenger RNA, 2251 nt
Organism: Eleginops maclovinus (Patagonian blennie)
Lineage: Eukaryota; Metazoa; Chordata; Actinopteri; Perciformes; Eleginopidae
Gene: edem2
Product: ER degradation enhancer, mannosidase alpha-like 2
Biological process (GO): endoplasmic reticulum mannose trimming; mannose trimming involved in glycoprotein ERAD pathway; carbohydrate metabolic process
Cellular component (GO): endoplasmic reticulum; membrane
Molecular function (GO): mannosyl-oligosaccharide 1,2-alpha-mannosidase activity; calcium ion binding
Source: RefSeq, a predicted model, not a curated record